Penicillium macrosclerotiorum is the source of this 2079-nucleotide messenger RNA. RefSeq names its product T6SS phospholipase effector Tle1-like catalytic domain-containing protein. NCBI's taxonomy places the organism in Eukaryota, Fungi, Ascomycota, Eurotiomycetes, Eurotiales, Aspergillaceae. The record is from RefSeq and is a predicted model, not a curated record. Bases 1 to 2079 code for a protein of 692 amino acids. The transcript has a single exon.
AUGGCUCACCACGCGGGUCCCGUUCACGGGCCUCCAAAGCAGUUCGUGUUGUGUUUCGAUGGCACAGGAAACAAAUUUGCCGGCGAUGAAUCUGAUAGCAACGUCUUGAAAAUAUUUCGCGUAUGUUGCCCUUCUCUCGUCUUCCUCCCCGAAGAUGGCAGGUCACUGACCAACGAUAUGCAGAUGCUGGAUCGCAGCCAGCCGCACCAGUACCAUUACUACCAGCCCGGCAUAGGAACCUAUGUGACCUCGAAAUCGCUGUCGAGCCAUGGGCGCAUCCAGCGCAUCAAGUCCGCUUAUCAGAAGGCCAAGGACUCGGCCAUUGGCUCCUCCUUUGACGAGCACGUCAUGGGCGGGUACAAGUUCCUGAUGCGAUACUAUUCUCCCGGCGACGAGAUCUAUUUCAUCGGCUUCAGUCGCGGCGCGUACAUCGCGCGUUUCCUGGCCGAGAUGCUCGACUAUAUCGGCCUGCUCGAGGCCGGUAACGAGGAACUAAUCCGCUUCGCCUGGAAGACAUUCGCCAAGUGGCAGCAACGCCUGGGCGACACUGAGGAGGAGAAGGAGGAGAAAAAGAAGCUCUUCUCCUACAUGAAGGCAUUCCGCGAGACCUUCAGUCGCCCGAUCUCGCGUAUCCGCUUUAUGGGUCUCUUUGAUACUGUCAACAGCGUCCCUCGCUUCGAGAAUGCCUGGAUGCAGCGUAGCAAGUUCCCGUACACGGCACGCAGCACAGCGCGCGUCAUCCGCCACGCAGUGGGCAUCGACGAGCGUCGCGCCAAGUUCCGACAAGACCUGAUCUCGGGCCCACGGCCGCACGACCAUAAGAAUAAGCUGCACCGGCACCGUCCACACGUCGCUCCGCACCGUCUGGAGAACCAUCUUGCCCGCCAUGUCGAUGCCAACCACCACUUGCACAUCCACCACCAGGACCACCGCGAGACGAUGGCGGACCCAGUCCCUGCCAUUACCGUCAACGAUAACGCCCAGUCACCGCAGACCGAGACCGCGCCGCCGGCUGUGCCAAGCUUUAACGACCCAAGCUGGGGACCUGGUCCCGGCGAGACCUACUACCACUCGCACAACACCUCUCACCCCGGCAGUCGCCCGGCAAGUCGCCAGGGCAGCGAGGCGAACCUCGGGGAGCCAGCUCGAUACCGAGCUCCCUCUCCGCGACGAACCAGCCUGGCCCCUCCCGGGGCGAACCAGUCCGUCGAUGACUGUGCUUCCAUGCGCAGUGGCCAUUCCGGCAACGUCUCGAUCCAAAUUCCCAGCCACGACGGCUAUGACAGUGACGAGGAGGAUCAGGAUAUCCACGAAAUUUGGUUCCCGGGCUGCCAUGCGGACAUCGGUGGCGGCUGGAAGCUGAAUACCGCCAAGGACGAGAAGUGGGCGCUGAGCCACGCGCCGCUUGUGUGGAUGGUACAGGAGGCACAGAAGGCCGGGCUCGAACUCGAUCCGCGCAAGAUGAAGCAGUUCCAGUGCCUGGAGGAGUUCGAUGGCGACUACAGCCCCAUCCAGGAGGAAAUUGACGCGCGCCGGUUAAGCCAGGCGAACGCCUGUCUGGACGGCCACGGACAGGCUGACGAGGAGUUCCGCACCAUGCCGGACGAGAAGCAGCGCUCCGCAGCGAGUCGCGACUUCUGGCAUGCGCUGCAUACUUCCAGCACCAAGGGCCUGCUGCACGAUUGUCUGAUGUUUGACCAGGGCUUACCGCCGUUGUCAGUUAUUUCGUGGCGCAUCAUGGAGUGGCUGCCGUUCCGGCGGAUGGAUCUGCAGUCGGACGGCUCGUGGAAGCCGAUCUGCUGGCCGCUGCCGCGCGGCGAGGUGCGCGAUGUGCCGCUCGACGCCGAGAUUCACGUCUCGGCAAUCCGCCGCAUGCAGGCGGAUCCGAAGUACCGGCCUGGUAAUGUCAUUGUCGGCGGUGGUGGGCGUGGUGUACGGUUCGCACCGGAGGACAUUGGGAUGGGCGAGUGGGUCGUUCUCAAGCAUGAGGGCGAUGGGGUACGCGAAACCUAUGUGCGCAAGAGCGAGGCGAGCAAGUGCCGCGAGAAGGAAGAGCACAAGAAACAUCACGACCUCUAG